AUGUCUAAUCAACAACCAAAUUUUAAUAAUCCACCACCAAGUAAUCUACCUUCAAUCCAAGCAACCAAAAGGAAAUCCAAAAACCGUAAACUUUUUGCAAAAGAUAUCGAAAAUUUACUAUAUUCAAUGGGAGAUCAACCAUAUUCAUUAGAAUCAACAAUAUCAGCAUUAGAAGAUUUAUUAAUUGAAUUCAUAACCAAAUUAUCAACAUCAAUGGUCAAUUACGCCAAAACCCAAGGUCGUAACAGAAUAAAAUUAAAUGAUUUAGCAUUUGCUCUAAAAAAUGAUCCAUUAAAAUUAAGUAGAAUGUUAUAUAUUUUAGAACAACAACAAAGAAUAGAAAAAGCUAAAAAAUUAUUUGAAGAAGAUAAUGAUAAAGUUAAAAUGGAUGAUGAUGAUGAUGAUAAUAAUAGUAAUGAUGAAGAUGAUGGUGAAAAUGAUAAUGAUGAAGAAAAUUUACAAAAUGAUGAUAAUCAAAAUUUAACUGCUACUGGACGUAAAAAAUAUAAAAAAAGAGCAGUGGAAUAUGAUGAAGAUGGUAAACCAAAGAGAAAGAAGUAUAAGAAAAGGGAAAAGAAGGUAAAAGAGUAA
Molecule: messenger RNA, 591 nt
Organism: Lodderomyces jiufengensis
Lineage: Eukaryota; Fungi; Ascomycota; Pichiomycetes; Serinales; Debaryomycetaceae
Gene: TAF19
Product: Taf19p
Exons: 1
Coding region: 1-591 (196 amino acids)
Biological process (GO): transcription by RNA polymerase II; RNA polymerase II preinitiation complex assembly
Cellular component (GO): transcription factor TFIID complex
Molecular function (GO): protein heterodimerization activity
Source: RefSeq, a predicted model, not a curated record